AUGUUCCGACCGGAAAUGCUCCGGCCCAUGGGGUUGCCGGAGGACGUGCGGGUCAUCGCCUGGGGGCUCUCCCUAGAGCGACCUACCAUGAUCAAAUACAGAAUCUCGAACAUUCGGGAGCUUUUCGGGCACAAGGCGGCCUUGGACCGGACACGCGCGGCGCCGAUAUGUCAAUUCUAA
Nannochloropsis gaditana CCMP526 is the source of this 180-nucleotide messenger RNA. RefSeq names its product phenylalanyl-tRNA synthetase alpha chain (gene FARSA). The transcript has 2 exons. Gene Ontology annotation, biological process: tRNA aminoacylation. Gene Ontology annotation, molecular function: tRNA binding; ATP binding; aminoacyl-tRNA ligase activity. The coding region runs from base 1 to 180 and encodes 59 amino acids. The record is from RefSeq and is a predicted model, not a curated record.